GUAUGAGACAAACAAUUAUUUUUGCUUGGAAAAAGCGCGCAUUCAUUUCUCACAUCUCACUUUAAUCUUCCCUCCAAUCCAAAAGACACACUGUAGAUGAGGGUUAAUCCGUAAAAUAAUGAUUUCCCGUGCUCUAAAAUACAUCGUUUUCUACGUAUUCCUCAUUUACAUUUUCUAUGGAAUUGAUCCAUCAGAAAAUGCAGAAAAGGAGGUGGAUGAAAUGAUGUUGGGUAAUGACGUAUUCUUAGAGUCGCUUUACCAAAGUGAGAAAAGUGGCUUCAAAGAUCUACCCAAUUACAGACUCUGGCGAGACCAAUCUUCAAGGAAAAUUAUUCCUCUAGAGAACCAUGCCCUUUCAUCAAAAGGGGCAGUUGUAGACACAGAACCUAAAUUUGCUGGCGUGUUCAAGCUUCGGUUCGCAAACUUCAGCUGGGAAUUACCUUUGUUUAAAAUUGCCGAAGAUAGCUCUCAAAUCUUGAAACAUGAACAGAGAGUAAAGUUGCAACCUAUUGUUUUCUCUACCAAAAACUUAAUGGUCAAAAUUUCGUUUCUUGAUGCCAAACAAAUCAGCCUAAUUGCAUUAGCUCUUCCCAGAGAUGUAUCAGGCCGGCCCACUCAUAUCUCUGUUGAGGUACAAAACGAAUGGUUCAGUCGAACAAUUCCCAAAACUGGAUGCCUUUUUCAGUUUCCCAUUGAAAACAUGCCCUCAAAGGUCAAGGUAGUGCAUAUUAACAUCAAGAAUGAAAAUGACAAUACUCUGGUGGUGAAUGGACUCGCUGUCUACGGUCCUGUUCAACAGAUAUGAAUAAAUUUUUAAUUUAAAUGAUUCAAACCUAUAAUAUUGUAAUACCUGAUUUUACAGAACAUGCUUAUAUGCAUUUUAUUAAGUUGUUUCUGAGGCAAUGCAGGCUGAUGAAGUGUAUUGCUUUCAUUGUAUAUCUCUGCAUGUCCAUAUAAAUUAAUGUUGGAAAAUGCACACAAGCCUAGCUUUUUCAAUUUUAAAAUAAUGGUUUGCGAUAAAUCCA
Molecule: messenger RNA, 1025 nt
Organism: Cloeon dipterum
Lineage: Eukaryota; Metazoa; Arthropoda; Insecta; Ephemeroptera; Baetidae
Exons: 6
Coding region: 119-805 (228 amino acids)
Source: RefSeq, a predicted model, not a curated record